This is a messenger RNA of Peromyscus leucopus (white-footed mouse), 5334 nucleotides long. RefSeq names its product POU class 4 homeobox 1 (gene Pou4f1). The record is from RefSeq and is a predicted model, not a curated record. Bases 102 to 1364 code for a protein of 420 amino acids. Lineage: Eukaryota; Metazoa; Chordata; Mammalia; Rodentia; Cricetidae. Gene Ontology annotation, molecular function: RNA polymerase II cis-regulatory region sequence-specific DNA binding; DNA-binding transcription factor activity, RNA polymerase II-specific. Gene Ontology annotation, biological process: regulation of transcription by RNA polymerase II. The transcript has 2 exons.
GGCAGGGAGGCCGGCCGGCCGGGCGAGCGAGCCGGCGGGUGCGCACUUUGCGGCGGACUUUGCGAGUGUUUGUGGAUACAUUUCCAUGCCAAGCCGUCAAGAUGAUGUCCAUGAACAGCAAGCAGCCUCACUUUGCCAUGCAUCCCACCCUCCCUGAGCACAAGUACCCGUCGCUGCACUCCAGCUCCGAGGCCAUCCGGCGGGCCUGCCUGCCCACGCCGCCGCUGCAGAGCAACCUCUUCGCCAGCCUGGACGAGACGCUGCUGGCGCGGGCCGAGGCGCUGGCGGCCGUGGACAUCGCGGUGUCCCAGGGCAAGAGCCACCCCUUCAAGCCGGACGCCACGUACCACACGAUGAACAGCGUGCCCUGCACGUCCACGUCCACCGUGCCCCUGGCGCACCACCACCACCACCACCACCACCACCAGGCGCUCGAGCCCGGCGAUCUGCUGGACCACAUCUCGUCGCCGUCGCUCGCGCUCAUGGCCGGCGCGGGGGGCGCGGGCGCGGCGGGCGGCGGCGGCGGCGCCCACGACGGCCCCGGGGGCGGCGGCGGCCCGGGGGGCGGCGGUGGCCCGGGCGGCGGCGGCCCCGGGGGUGGCGGCGGCGGCGGCGGCCCGGGGGGCGGCGGCGGCCCGGGCGGCGGGCUCUUGGGCGGCUCGGCGCACCCGCACCCGCACAUGCACGGCCUGGGCCACCUGUCGCACCCGGCGGCCGCGGCCGCCAUGAACAUGCCGUCCGGGCUGCCGCACCCGGGGCUGGUGGCCGCGGCCGCACACCACGGCGCGGCGGCGGCGGCGGCGGCGGCGGCGGCCGGGCAGGUGGCGGCCGCGUCGGCGGCGGCGGCGGUGGUGGGCGCGGCGGGCCUGGCGUCCAUCUGCGACUCGGACACGGACCCGCGCGAGCUCGAGGCGUUCGCCGAGCGCUUCAAGCAGCGGCGCAUCAAGCUGGGCGUGACGCAGGCCGACGUGGGCUCGGCGCUGGCCAACCUCAAGAUCCCGGGCGUGGGCUCGCUCAGCCAGAGCACCAUCUGCAGGUUCGAGUCGCUCACGCUCUCGCACAACAACAUGAUCGCGCUCAAGCCCAUCCUGCAGGCGUGGCUGGAGGAGGCCGAGGGCGCCCAGCGGGAGAAAAUGAACAAGCCCGAGCUCUUCAACGGCGGCGAGAAGAAGCGCAAGCGGACUUCCAUCGCCGCGCCGGAGAAGCGCUCCCUCGAGGCCUACUUUGCGGUACAACCCCGGCCCUCGUCGGAGAAGAUCGCCGCCAUCGCCGAGAAACUGGACCUCAAAAAGAACGUGGUGCGGGUGUGGUUUUGCAACCAGAGACAGAAGCAGAAGCGGAUGAAAUUCUCUGCCACUUACUGAGGAGGGUGUGAGGUGCCGGGUGGGGCAGACUGGGGAGCUGAGGGGUGCGUUUCUUCUCCUCUGGCCUACUUCCCCUCAUUUAGAGUGUCCGUUAUCCUGCCUGCGUUUGGGGAGCCCCUUCUCUCGCCCUUUCCUCAGCCCCACUCUGCACCCUGCCCCAACCGUCCCCCAGCCUAGAGGACAGGGGUGCUGGAUGUGGAGAAGGAUGGGAUGGUAGGAGAGAAUUGGGAGGCAUUUGGGUGAGCAGGGCGUGGGGGGAAGGAGAGCAAAGACUAGAGCCGGGGUUUUGAGGUGCAGGAUGGUUCUGGGGACUAGGGUGGGGGGGAAAGAUGGGGGAAGAACCGGGGAUGGACUGUUUUCUUGACCAGAGACACUUAUCAAAAUCAUCUGGGGACCAAGGAACUAUGUACAAAGACAAAACUACCAACCACCACCAAAAACAAAACAAAACAUAAAACCCUAGGCAAAUAAAGAAGGGGAAAAUGUCAAAGAAAGAUGCUUUAGGAAUUUAAGUCCGGGGAGCAGUGUUGUGCAACUUCAUUUACCCCAAAGGAAGAGAAAAGAGCAAUAUCAUUUCUACCACCGCCCCAACUCCGCACACACACAAGUGAGUCCUAAGUGAAAACCAAGCAAACUGGAGCAUGGAAUUCCGGAUAGGAAGCUAGUUGUUCUGUGUUUAAUUUUCCCUUCUGAAAUCUGACAUCCUCACAUCCAUACCCUCUUAGAUUUAUUUCCCUUUCCAAAGAGAUGCCAAGGCUUUGCCCCAGCUCAGGAAGGCCCUGGAGCUCAGCUGGAAGGAGUUAGGAGAGCGGCUGGUUGUAUGAACUGAACCUUCCUUUCCAGGAGGCGGAUGCCAAAGUCCUGGGGCCUGUUCUUGGUCAGGUGAGGAUCCUUAAGCAAUGAGAGUCUAAACGACAGAAAUUAAGGUCUCUGGAAUAAGUGUUUUAUUCUGGGAUAAUUACAUGAUAACAGCUACAGUAUGAUUUUUUUCUUUUUCAUUUUUGUUCAUGUAUGCAUGAACAGAUUAUCUGAAAAUAUUUUUUUUUUCUCUCAACCCCACUGAUAGAACUUUACCUUAGCCGGCCCUUUGUUUUUCAUUCUGCAUUCAAACUAUCUGCUGAGUUGACACUCCUUGCUAUUAAUUUAAAUGGAAUGAUAGGGUGAAAAGUCUUAGGAGAAGAACUUCCAUGUUCAGUUUUCUCCCCUGAGUAAGACUCAUCCUACUAUUCUAGGCCCCCUUUCUCUGUCUCUGGGAAGAACAUGAAGUUGUUGAAAAGCUGAGAAGUUUCUGCUUUCAUUUGGGGGCAGAAGUUGGCUGUAAGAAAAAUCACCCACAAUCCCAGAAGAGAGGAAGACUUCAAAGAUAUAAAGACACCCCCCCCUCGCUUUAUUUGUCUGAAAUAGGUCUGCACGUCCCUGGGGAAAGCAGGACACUUGUUCCCUUCUUCUUGUUGUUAUUCAGGGUCAUUUAUUACUGGGGAUAAAUGUUGAGUUGCAGAAACUUUAGUUUGCACUAUGAGUUUCCAAAAUAGAAAAACAUAUAUGGUAUUUCGUACUAACAACCCAAGCUGCUGAUGGAUUUAAAAAAAAAAAUGAGAAAGAGAGUUGAAGGUGGUUUGGUGAAAUGCCUGCUUUGUGUACAAGAUACUAUUGGAUCUCACGUGGAGAUGGUUUGUUACUAACGUUUAACCCUAGCUAAAGGUGAACACAGAACAAAUGAGGGGGAAACACUACUGUUUAACAAGACUGAAACCAUGCAUGAUUCGAGAGGUGCAGAAAGAAAUACGAUUAGGUCUUACUCUGGUUAGGCGUUGUUUUAAUUAUGUUGUAUAUCAUUGUUUGCAGCACAAACAUUCUAUGCAUUUGAAACUGAGCACUAAACUGGGCUAGCUUUCUGGUAGACCGUUUUGUGGAUAGUGUGAUUUCACAGUCUACUGCCUGUUUCCACUGAGAACACAGCAUUAUUGUAAAUAUUUUCUUUCGUGCACAGGCUCACACAGUGGUUACAAACUGCCAGUGUUAAUCCUGCAAUGUCUCACUGACUGCCGCUCCUGUCCAUGUUGUGUCUGCAGAGCUUUCUCCUUGGUUGUGUCUUUGCUCUAUUGCCCCCCACCCCCCUUCUAUCAGAACCAUUUCUGUGCGCCAACAUACAACAGGGAGAUGUGUCCCAGAACACUUACAAAUAAAACAUAACUGAAAGAAGAGCAGUUUUAUGGUUCGGGUGCAUUUUUGUGUUUACAUUGAGCCAAGUGCUGGUAGAGCUGUUCAACAAAUGAGACAAGACAACCAAAAACACCAAACCAAACCAAACAAACCCUUAACCAAACAAAUUAACAACAAACAAGAAGGGGGAAUAAGGGGACGUCAAAAGAAGCGGAAGGAUGAGAUAGAUUUUUGGUUUUGUUUUUGUUUUCUCUAAAUCAGAAUUAACUUUCAGAAAACUGGUGCUCCAAGUAAAAUGGAUUACUUGCCCAUUUUUAUCAGUGUUUUAAUUUUAUUUACAGAAACUCUUAAGCCACAGCACUUGAUUUGGAGUGGUGAUGGAAAGUUGUAAAUAGCCAGGCACCUGAAAAGCAUUUAGGUUGAAUCAGGGAUGCAGGCAUCUGGGUUUUGAAUGUGCUGUUCUACUCUAAAAACACUUCUAAAAAAUGUUGUAACUGAAUGACUUUUCGUUGACAGUUAAUAAAUUUUAAAAUUAUCCUUUGAUUUGUCCAGAUAACUUGUCAAAUGCUUCUCUUCACUUGGAACAUUUUGCUUACCACCUAAUGCUUCAGAUUGAGAAGAGAUUCUCUAUUUUGGGUGACCUGGUACUAGAUCAAAUGCCAAAUGUACAAACUUUCUUAGUAGUUGGGACUAUAUCCUCUGAAGUCAUCCUAUUUUAGCUAAAUCUUUUUGAUUUCACCGGCAUAUCUGUGAAAGAAAAGUGAUGUUCAGAAAAGAAUAGUACAUUUUAAAAAGGUGUGAUUUUAAAACAGUUGUUAAUAUUUUAAAAAGCACUAGAGGUAUUUUUAAAAAUAGAUCUCUUCCAUCAAAAUUGAUUUGUUUCUGUUAUUGACUUGAAAUAUCAUCAGAGUUUCUAAUAAAAUACAUUUGUAAAAGAACACAUUAUUUUAUAGAAAAGUAUGACCAGAUUUCAUUGUUGGAGAUCCAGGAAUGAACAAAUAAAAAGAUUUACAAAGGUUGUUUUUCUAAUAAUCUGCUCAAACAGAAAUGUUGCAGGCAAAUACAUUUGUAUUAUAUAAUAAUGGAUAAUGUAUGUAUUAAGAAUUUAAGCAUUUGUUUUGUAUUAAGUAAAUCCUUGCCCAGUACAAAAAAGAAAAGACUAUUAUGUUAAUAAAACAUCAUGAAAACGCAUUGCUUUGCAGGGUUUCCUAUUUUAUGUAGUAGGAAACUGUGCAAAACAAAGCAAAAGUUUUGCUUUUUGGUGAGUGAAUGUGUAUACCGCAGGAAGGAAUGAUAUGACUCUUCUAUGUCUCCUUUAACUCUCAGUCCACGGAAAAUUUAAAGCAAAACUCCCGAAGAGAUGGCAAAGGUUUGCUGAUCUGUGGUAGUUUGGGUUUUCAAAGUUCUCUGGUCUGGAAUUCACACUAAGGGGAUUUCCUCCUGCAUCUGCUAAUGGGUGGAAAUAAAAGAGUGUGAUUCUGAACUCCUCUAAAGAACACAAGUUUCAGAGGGUUAGGAGAACUAAGCUCAGUUCUGUUUUAGAUUCUCAAGGCACGCAGCAGCAGAACAGGAAAGAGAAACAUAAAGAGAAAAAUAGGCAUGAAAUGCACCCGCCACAGUAAUGCUACUUUCCUCUUAAAUUGCUUUCCGAACUCUUCGUUGGGUUCUGUUUUUUUUUUUCUGUUGGUCUAAGAAAGGAUGCCCUCAGCAUCCAUCAGCUAACUUUUAGGUAGAUUUUUGUCUAAUGCGUGUUCUGAAAUCACUCUCAACUUCAAUUAUAAGCUGUUAAAUAAACCGUAGGCACCCA